GAAUACCUGGACCAGCGCGGUGCGCACGCGGAGCCCACCGACAUCCUGCGACUACUGAGGGAAAUGCACGAAGCCCAAUAUGACGACUGCGAAGAUGACGACAGUGAAGAUUGUGAGGAAAUGGACAUGAACGAGGACGUGCCCAUCCACUGUGACGCCGACGGCAAGCACCGAGACUUACCUCCACUCAAACCCCGGCACCCCGCAAGCAAGAUCCUCAGUCGCGGGAAUCUGCACCUCGACAACCCAGCAACUCAAGUGGAAUCAGUGUCGUUCCACUGUCACCAGACAGGCAAGCGGCGCAGGGCCGUCUUCCCGGCCCCACCUCAAGCGCAGAAGCGGAGAAGAAGCACCAAAGACCCCGAGAAGACAAGCAUCCCGGUCUAUGCCUACUACGACGACGAAGCCUGUGUCGAACUACUCCUGGACUGGAAUCUUACCCUGGCCGAGGCAAUGCAGACAGCCGAGGAUCCAGGCUGUGGCGAGAAGCGCUGGCGCACAACGCACAUCUCGGUCGAGCUCUCCAGCCACCAGUGA
Messenger RNA from Symbiodinium necroappetens, 537 nucleotides. NCBI's taxonomy places the organism in Eukaryota, Dinophyceae, Suessiales, Symbiodiniaceae. The record is from the annotation of a GenBank genome assembly.